AUGGCAAUGGAACCAAUCGUUCACACAAUCUUUGAGCCCAAGACAUGUUCCUGGCAGUAUGUGGUGGCCUGCCCGAAAGAGAAAGAAGCUGCUAUCAUUGAUCCCGUCCUAGACUUUCAACCUUCGUUAUUUCGCAUCACUACUGAGUCUGCGGAUGCUCUAAUCGAUUGCGCUCUAAGUCACGGGUAUACAGUCAAGAUGCUGCUGGAAACACACGCCCACGGCGACCACCUUUCCGCUUCCUACUACAUCCAGCAGACGCUGUGGUCACGAGGACAACCGCACGCACAGAUUUGCAUCGGAGAAAACAUCACGGUCGUCCAAGCCUAUGUUUCACACAAGUACAGAAUUCCCAAAGAGGAAAUCGAUGAUGCUUUCAACCACCUCUUCCAAUCCGAUGAAGUAUUCAGCCUUGGUGACGUACGCUGCACCGCGCUGCACCUGCCCGGACACACACCGGAUCAUAUGGGAUACCAGAUUGGCAGUAAUGUCUUCACAGGAGACACGAUGUUCCACCCAGAUAUUGGCAGCGGGCGAUGCGACUUCCCUGGUGGCGAUGCCCGGAAACUGUUCCGGUCGAUGAAACGCCUCCUUGAGUUACCUCCAGAGACAAAACUAUACACGGGCCACGAUUAUCCUCCAUCCAAUGAGUCUACAGCCCGCCAAGCUACGCCGUAUGUUACGGUUGGCGAGCAGCAGCAGAACAACAAACAUGUGAAAGAUUCAACAGAGGGAGCAUUUGUGCAGUGGAGAAAUGCGCGAGACGAGGUUAUGCCUGAGCCUGAGCUUGUACAUCAGGCUAUGCAAGUCAACGUGCGUGGAGGAAAGAUGCCAAGGAAGUCGCAUCAUGGUAAAGCAUAUAUGCUUUACCUGAUCGAGGUCCCAAGUACUUUGAUAUGCUAG
Penicillium soppii is the source of this 903-nucleotide messenger RNA. RefSeq names its product MBL fold metallo-hydrolase. Gene Ontology annotation, molecular function: sulfur dioxygenase activity. Gene Ontology annotation, biological process: hydrogen sulfide metabolic process; glutathione metabolic process. The transcript has a single exon. NCBI's taxonomy places the organism in Eukaryota, Fungi, Ascomycota, Eurotiomycetes, Eurotiales, Aspergillaceae. The record is from RefSeq and is a predicted model, not a curated record. Bases 1 to 903 code for a protein of 300 amino acids.